Mesorhabditis spiculigera is the source of this 2643-nucleotide messenger RNA. The record is from the annotation of a GenBank genome assembly. Lineage: Eukaryota; Metazoa; Nematoda; Chromadorea; Rhabditida; Rhabditidae.
AUGUCAAAACGGGGUGUCGUCGAAUCUUCCGACAACGACGAGGAUUUCGAGCCGGCUCGAGCGUCCCAGCCAGUGGUGGGUAGCCGGAAAUCGAAGCGUCUUCGACUCCAGAACAGCCCUUCGGUUUCUGGGAAUUCUGAUGAGGAAGUGGAGCCAGCUAACUCACAAAAAAGCAUCGCCAAGAAAGGAAGACGGCGUCACAGGGAUUAUCUCAAUCCCGCUGCCGACGACUAUGAUUUUACCCGUGAAUUACCGCCGAGGGCUUUGCACCAUAGGGCUGAACAUUUAAGGUCAAAGCGACAACGAAAAAUGGCAGCUGGGAAGAAAGUUAGUGAGAUUGGGAGGCUGUUAAUUGAGAAACACCUCGAGCCGAGCUUGGUCUGGAAUACGAACAGAUUGUUGACGCAACAAUACCAACUGGACUAUCAUUUUUCAAUGGGUACUUUGGCAGAGCUGAGGAAUGGAGACUGGGAAGCACCACUUUAUGCGGCGCAUUUCCGAAGAAAAUUUGCUGUGCGAAUCGAAGACGGGAUCCCGUUCGGCAACAACCACGUGUUUCCUGAAAAUUGCGGUAUCGAUUUGCUGCUCGGCGCAUCCGGGCUCCGCUUUGAGGAUCUAAAGUCUGCGGCGGUGCUCUUUCAGGUCGAAGACACUAUUCGCUCGAUAAGCCGUUAUGGGUAUUUGCCGUUGUACGAGCAGGAUGAGGAAGAGCCGGCCGCGUUGAAGAGCUACACCAUCUAUCUGGAGACAUUACCAGAACUGGCGAAGGAGGUCACCGAAGCGGCUGACCUGAUCGGCUUGGCACGCUAUAAUCAAAUCUAUGAGUCGCUGCGGGCUAAGCCUGUGGAUCGGGUAACUGAUGCUCACCUCGUGUUGUCGCUCAUCGAAUCCGACGCCAAAUUGGGAUACGGGGAGCCAGCUCGAGAAGACGCCGUCCCGAAAAGCUGCGUGCCAAGUUGUCCACUGAACAAAACCGGAACAAGUAUCGGAAAGAAAGGCCGGCAAUCCUGUAGGGAAUCGACCGGAAAUGGUGCUUUAAACGAUAGUAGAAGAGUGGAUACUGUAGACGAGAAUCGAAAUCGGUACCAGCGGAAGGACGAGCUGGCUGUGCAAUUUUGGACGAAUCUACCCGAUUUCAUUGAAUAUUUCGAUCCGGCGGACCGUCCAAGCCCUGAGGGUCGACUCGAGAAAGUCGUACGCAUGGAAGGCUAUGAUGCUACAUCUUCGCGUGAUUGGCUCCGUUUGGUCAUGUCGACACGAUUCCCGACCGAAAUCGAAUACGCCGUCUACAAUUGCAGCUAUAAAAAAAGAGACAAAGAACCCAGUGACCUCUUCAUGUCCCAAACAGCAGCCUCCCCUGAGAGAUGUCUAUUAUGCCGCAAGAGCUGCCCCAACCUAUUCGCCCUGCUCCUCCACUACCAUACCUCGUACCCGAGGCUGUGCUUUUUGGUAGCGAUGCACGAGGGGGAUACGCCUGAACCCGCCGAUUCGCUGUUGAUCGAAAUUUACUACGAUGAGCACCAUCUGGAUGUGUAUAUGUUGCCAGGAAGUGGGAGGGGCCUCGAUGAAAAUGAGCUCACCGAGAAGGACAGACGGCGAGCCGAAUACAUUUCGAGCAGCUCCCAAUACAGCUACUUCCUCAGCAAAACUCACACCAACUACUUCAAGCGUGAACUUCGCAUGGACAAUCUAAUGUUUGUGAAGACCACGCGACAACGAGCUGUUUGCAAGAAUCGUAACACCGUAUUUGCCGAUGGAAGAUACAACGUAGCCCUUUUGCGUGUUGGUAGGGAAGAAUCGGAAAGGAUGUUAUUCUUGGAGGCAAUGAGGAAUCUGUACGAAUUCAACGACGUCGACCCGGAUACGCUGCGAUACUUUGGUAUUUACAACUAUUUCCGGUGGCAAGUUGGCCCGGCAUACAAGCGAAGCACACAUCAUUUAUUGCGUCUCUUCUUCAUCGCUUAUUACAAAUGCUUAAAAGAGACACGUCUUCUAAACCGCUUCCACUCCCAUAUCCUACAACUGCGAGAGCUGAACCAGUUGAAAGACGACCACCUGGAAGACCUGGAAAUGAUGCUAAUCGAGACCGGUGACCACGACCCGAAACUCCACCUCACCCCCUUCCAAUGCAAAUUUUCCUUCUACUAUCGAUCGUUGAAAAAUAUGGUGGAGAAUACGAGUUAUGGAAAAUGUCCGGCAGCAGAACGAGAAGCGAUGAUCCAGAGAAUAGACGCAUUCUUGCCAAAGACGCAUCGAUUGAGUGCAUUUCGGCUUAAUAGCUGCCAGGUGAUCACUGACAGCGCUGAAAUUCCGGAGCAUAUCCAGCCACGGUAUUGGGUGCAGCAUUUUGGAAUUUUGACGAAUGCACAUCGCUUUUCGUACUCGGCCGAGGGCAAAGUUCCGGAAUUGCCGUGCUCAAUGACAUCCAAAAUCCGUCAACUGGUAUCUGCCGGUUGUGCCUAUCCGUGUGAUCACCAAAAGCCCUGUCUCUGCUCACCCACUAAACCUGACGAUGGACUCGACGAGAACCCACGCCCACUUUCUCCGCGCUCAAAAAAAGUGGCCGCAGCCACGGCAUCCGAAUUCUACAUUCACGUCAAGGACAACGAUCGGCUGGGCAGGAGGGCGGCCAAGCGAAAACUU